AUGACCCAAGAGCACCCCCCACGACGGCAGCGGCGGCGGUACAAGCCUCAGCGUUUGCGCGCUCCAGCUGAGGUGGUUACCGAGGACAGGGAAAAGCUUGCAGCCCGACAGGCCACGCGCAAGAACCGGCUAUCCCAGCCACCCCUGCUAGCCCCAAGGCCUCCGUGUCUCCCCGACUACUAUUGGCGACGAGGAACCUAUUCUGCCGGGGCCCAUUGGAGCGGCCUCACCGCUUUGCAGCUUCUGUGGCCGCUCACCGACUCGUCUGCAAAAGGACGCCGCCUGACGAAUCGCUACGCAGCAAGGGGGACCUGA
This is a messenger RNA of Histoplasma capsulatum G186AR, 315 nucleotides long. RefSeq lists its product as uncharacterized. The record is from RefSeq and is a predicted model, not a curated record. Bases 1 to 315 code for a protein of 104 amino acids. Lineage: Eukaryota; Fungi; Ascomycota; Eurotiomycetes; Onygenales; Ajellomycetaceae. The transcript is spliced from 2 exons.